Messenger RNA from Vitrella brassicaformis, 1456 nucleotides. The record is from the annotation of a GenBank genome assembly. NCBI's taxonomy places the organism in Eukaryota, Vitrellaceae.
CCCGCCAGCCCCGAUCUUGCGAGCUCAAGAUGUUGGCGUCUUUCGCGGACGGCAGGGUCUCUAUGAGAGGCUAUACCAUCCCUCUUGGCAGAUCGCGGCUCUGCUGUGUGUUUUCUUCUUCACUCGAUCCAUCGGAAUGGACCGUCCUACCCACGCACAGGCCCCCGCGACUGUCUGCCCGUCGUCAGCUACAGACCAGCAAUCGCCUCAGCAUUGUAGUGGAUGUAGAACCGCCUUAACCUACUCCUCUCUUCGCCCGCUGUCAGCCAUCCGUCGAGAGCCUCGAUAAAGGCCAGCACGUCACCAUCGACCACCGUCUUGUCCCCAUCGCCGUUGAGCGAUGUUCGGAUGAAUGCCGGUAGGUAGGAAAGAGGAACACCCAUCCCCCCACAGCGGCUCAGCUUGGGGGCAUCCGCAGCACGCUCAAGGCCAGCAUGACGCCACUCUGACGGCCGGAAGACGUUUGUCAGGGCGAGGGUGCAGUCGAUCUUGGCGGUCCGCACGUUGGCCUGCAGCUCCGGGUGGCCGUGUGGGUGUCGGCGGCAGUAGAGCUUGGCUAUCGCACCGGCAGAAGUGCGGUCGUUCAGGCGCAGAGGGUAGCCCCACACGAUGGUCGAUGUGUCGUCGCCCGCCCCAUCCAGGAAGCCCCUGAGCGCCCCAGCAUCCAGGCAACCGCCAGCCUCUCUCGCCAGCAGGGCCACAAAGCCAUCAACUACUGUGGCGGCACCUCGGCAGGAAUCGAAGUCGAAAUAGAGCAGGACGCGGGUCGACCGAAGGUAUGAGGGGUCUCUGGCAUUCACGUCGCCGCGUAGCACGUCGUGAGGCUGCCGGGGAGGUCAUCGAGGGGCAGAAUGGUUGGGAGAAGGCUGGCAGGGGCCGAGGGGAUGAACGAAGUGACCAGACGCUGGUCGUCUGAGACCGUGAUGCGCCUCACGAAAGGGCCGCAUUUGGUCUGGAUCAGCUCAUACUGCCGGGCGGCAAGCAGGGACAUCUCCGUGGUCCUCAGUUGCAGCUUGAGCCCUUCGUCCAUCGCAUCGAUGUCGUCAUCCGUGAUGGUCAAAGGCAGCGCAUCGAUGUCACCCGUCCGAUGAAGCAUCGCCAAGUAGCCAGACCAUCGCUGCAGGCUCCUCUGCCUCUGGCGGUCCCGCAGCAGGCAGUAGACCACAAAAGUAAUGUUGGCAUGCCGCUGGACGCCGAAGCCGAGUGUGUUGCUGUCUUCGUCUUGGUUGAAAGCAUCAAUGAUUUGCCUCAGCUCGGUCUCUGGCGCAAUUCCGGUGCGGUAGUCUUGGCGAGCGACAGUUCGGAGCGUUGCGAUGGAGUCAAUCGGCAACAGCGCCAACACGGGAGUCUUCAGCACUUGAAGAAUGUCAGCCAGAGUCAUCGCCAUUGUUCUGUGUAUGAAUAUUUGCCUCAAUUGUGGUUCGGAAAGCGACCGAAAGCAUCCGCUCUGGUCGCU